This is a messenger RNA of Myripristis murdjan (pinecone soldierfish), 1156 nucleotides long. RefSeq names its product growth arrest and DNA-damage-inducible, gamma interacting protein 1 (gene gadd45gip1). The transcript has 2 exons. The coding region runs from base 48 to 740 and encodes 230 amino acids. The record is from RefSeq and is a predicted model, not a curated record. Gene Ontology annotation, cellular component: mitochondrion; nucleus. Lineage: Eukaryota; Metazoa; Chordata; Actinopteri; Holocentriformes; Holocentridae.
UCCGUGGCCACCUUACGACGUGCACUGGGUCCUUCUUGCCAGGAAAGAUGGCGGCAUCCAUGCUGUGCAGAAGGGUAGCUGCAUUUUGUUGGACACUGAAGGAGAUUUCAUCAUUAAAAACAGUCGUUCCCGUCAGCUCGCAUUGUGGACUGCUGCAACAGAUCGCAACUUAUAAUCCGAAACCAUUAAAACUGAACCUUAACAAGCCGUACAUCCCAGACAAGGAGAGCGAGAAAACGCCGGAGUGGCAGAAGACGGCCGAGUAUGACCGCAAGCUGUACGGGCGGUACGGCUCCGCGUCGGGGGUCGACCCCGCUACGCUGUGGCCCAGCCACGACAAGCUGGAGGAGCUCAUAGCAGAGGAAAAGGAAUGGCACCCCCCACUAGAGGUCACGAUGAAGAACAUAGCCGCGAGGGAAAAGGAGGAAAAUGCGAAACGCCUCGCCAAAGAGAAACUAAUAGCAGCUAACAUGGCCAAGAUGCCCAAGAUGGUUGCUGACUGGCGGAGAGAAAAGCGGGAGGCUAAGCUGAAGUUGAAAGAGGAGAAGGCCCGCCGCACAAAGCUGCUGGCUGAGGCCCGCGAGCGUUUUGGCUAUGCAGUGGACCCCCGCAGCCCCAAGUUCUUGGAAAUGGUCGCUGAAAUUGAAAAGGAAGAGAAGAAGAAGAGGAAACUAAUGAAACGCAGACUGAAAGAGGAGCAAACAGCAACCCCUGCUGCUCCUCCUGUUGCCUCCCCAUAGUUUUGGACUGACUCAUUUUGAUUUACUGGAUAUAAAUCUAUUAGACCUGGAUCAAACAGCCCGUGUAAAUACUUUUGUGGCUUGUCUUAGCCUACUCUGGUGCCAGAUGGGUGGGGUUUGCUUCAUGAAAAAUGACACAAUUAUGGCACAGUAUCUGAAAGUCAAUUUAGUAUCCUCAUAUGUGAAUAACUUAUCUGACGCUGUCUGAGUUGUCCUGAUGCAGUGAACCCUACUCAUCUCAGUCACCAUGCACGAAAAAACAAAUAUCAUAUUAGUUGGCCACACAUGCUCUACCCAUGUCUGUUAUACGUUUGCUGGUUGUAAAGACUGUCGUCCUUCUGUUGGCUUCAGGUUUUUCUAUACAAACCAAACAGCCACUGAGCUGUCACUGGAAUAAAGGACCCUCUGUACAGAAA